Molecule: messenger RNA, 1794 nt
Organism: Pogona vitticeps (central bearded dragon)
Lineage: Eukaryota; Metazoa; Chordata; Lepidosauria; Squamata; Agamidae
Gene: PTX3
Product: pentraxin 3
Biological process (GO): host-mediated suppression of viral proces; innate immune response
Molecular function (GO): complement component C1q complex binding
Source: RefSeq, a predicted model, not a curated record
CAUACUGAGGGAGAGAGAGAGAAAGAGAGAGAGAGAGAGACUGUAUUAUUUAAGGGCUUUCUGCAACUCCCUCCCUUAGAAUCAUCACUGCUCUUACUAGACUCUCAUAAUUAGAGAGACCCUUCAUUCAGGAAGACGCAGAGACUUUCAAAGAAGCAUCUGGGGAAUCACAUAAAAAUGCUUUCCUUUGUGAUCCUGUUCUUUGCUUUCUGGUCCCCUGCAUUUCCUCAGAACCACUAUGAGUAUGAUGAUGAUCUAUUUUUCCUGAAUUUUGACAAUGAAGUAGAAAGUGUGAUUCCUGCAACAGAAGAAACUAUUUCAUGCGAUUGUCAGAGGGAACACACAGAAUGGGACAAGCUCUUCAUUAUGCUUGAGAACUCUCAGAUGAAAGAAAACAUGCUGCUCCAGUCCCUUGAUGAAAUCCUUAAGGUGGAGCUGCAGACGCUGAGAGGGGAAAUACUCCAGUUUGUAGAAAACUUUGCUGGCAUGUGCAGCUCAUACAUUGAGAAAGCCGUCUCCCGGUUCUCCAGCCAAGUGGACCAGAUGUUGGCAAAGAGCAGGGGAGAAUCUGAAGACCUUUUGGGAACACUCCAUGAAUCAAAAGGAGAAAAAAUCCUGAGAGAGAUUCUGCAGCUCAGCCAAAACCUCUCCAGCAGACUCAGUCACCUGGAACAUGCCUGGCAGAGGACCGCUGAAGUAGAUGCUCAGCAGAGAAGUAUCUUAGAAAAAGACAGAGUUGGUUCCAUGGCAAAUGGGGAUGAUUUCAUUUUGAAGUCACUGUGGCAAGAAUUGCAGGAAACAAAAGCUGAACUGAAGGAAUCCCAAAAAAAGACCACACAGCGUUUAUUGCCAGCUGGUUGUGAGACAGCCCUCUUAUUUCCAAUGCGUUCCAAAAAGAUCUUUGUGAGUGUUCAUCCAGCUUCUGAAAUGGUUCUGUCUUCUUUUACUAUCUGUACCUGGGUGAAAGUAACUGAAAUGCUGGACAAAACUAUUGUGUUUUCAUAUGGAACAAAGAGAAACCCUUAUGAGAUCCAGCUGUAUCUGAGCUACGAUUCUGCUGUUCUUGCCGUCGGCAGUGAUCUCAACAAGGUAACUGCCUCAGGUGUCAUCUCUACUGGAGAGUGGACUCACCUUUGUGGUACCUGGAGCACAGUUAAUGGAAGUAUAUCUUUGUGGAUAAAUGGGAAAGUUGUGCAAACUACUUCAGAAAUAGCUGAGGGCUACACCAUUCCAGAUGGUGGAAUAUUGCAGGUUGGCCAAGAAAAGAAUGGCUGCUGUGUUGGAGGUGGUUUCAAUGAAUCUUUAGCUUUUUCUGGAAAAAUAACUGGCUUUAAUAUUUGGAACAGAGUUCUCAGUGACAAAGAGAUAACAAGACAAACUGGAGAAGAGUCAUGUAAUAGCCGUGGCAAUGUAGUUGGGUGGGGGGUUACCGAGGUUCUGCCACAUGGAGGUGCUCAAUACAUUUUUGGGCACUGAAUCAAUCUUCAGACUUUUUGCAAACUCAAUCAAGCUAGCAAGCCUGAGUGUUUUCUAGAGCUGGCCAUAUCAUACAAUUUUCAUAAUGAAGUCUUAACAGAAAAGCUGUGGUGUUAAGAAAAUUGCCUAAUGUGGCACUUAGCUCUGGCUUACGCAGGAACGUGUGCAUGAGGUACCACGUGGCAGAAAGCCUCUGGGUGACUGACGGCUUUAGCCACAGCAAUCUCAUUCUAAAUUCCAGGCUGAUCGGAGUCCAUAAAUAAGAAGGGUGAUGCCACAGGCUGUGAAGUGGACAGGCAACUUUGAGAAAGGGUUGGG